AUGCGGCCCCCUUCUUUCUCUAGUGCUGAAGGACCCCUAGCAGUGGAGGAAUUCUUGAAGGUCACUGAGACUAUUCUCACGGUGACCCGUAUUGCCCCUGCUGAAUGGGUGGACCUUAUGGAUAUUCAGCUCACCGACACCGCUCAGAUUUGGUGGACUGUAGAGAAGGCUCAUUUGGAGAGACCGAUUUCGUGGGAAACCUUCACAGACCGUUUCAACAGGAAGUACUUCCCUCAGUCAGCUCGGGACGAGCUUUUGCGAAGAUUUGUGGAGCUCAAGCAAGGAGGGCGAAUAGUUGAUGAUUAUGAGGCCGAGUUUUCUCUAGCUGGUAGAGCACUUACGACCCACGACGCCGUGUUGGAUGCAGCACGCGAGAUCGAGAGCGUUCUGAAGGAACCUGAAGACCCGCACGUGAUUCAGAGCAGGACACUAGCAGCUCCGUCCCGGAAUGUUGAGCGUCCCCCUCCGAGACAGCAGCAGCAGGCCCCGCAGAGGCAGCAGGAUUCUCAGCGUCAGCCAUUUCAUCAGGCUCACCCUUAUCAGCAUCUUGGAGUGCAGUCUCAGAGCCAGUCUUCGGUGAGGUGUUCUUAUUGUAGAUGCCGCAAGCGCCUUCGUCUGUGCUUCAACUGUGGGUCCCCCGACCAUCUCAGUCCGAACUGUCCUCAGAAGCAGCAGGCCCGCUUGCCCCCACCUCCAGUUCGAGCGGCUCUUCCAGCUCCACCUCGAUCAGACUCAGCAGCUCUAGCUCAGUACAGACCCUAUCCUCGAGCAGGGCCACUUCCCCCACAGCAGCAGGUAUAUAAGGAAGCACACAGGCAGCAACCUCGGCGACAGAUGUUCAUGAUGUCAGCUGUGGAAGCAGAGGAGAACAACCAAGUUAUCACCGGUGAGAAUAGUUCAUUCUUAGUUUUAUUUGCGUGUGAACUUCCUUAUUUCGUAUUGCCUGAUGAUAUUAUGAUAUGA
Molecule: messenger RNA, 963 nt
Organism: Asparagus officinalis (garden asparagus)
Lineage: Eukaryota; Viridiplantae; Streptophyta; Magnoliopsida; Asparagales; Asparagaceae
Exons: 2
Coding region: 1-963 (320 amino acids)
Molecular function (GO): zinc ion binding; nucleic acid binding
Source: RefSeq, a predicted model, not a curated record